Messenger RNA from Microthlaspi erraticum, 1077 nucleotides. The record is from the annotation of a GenBank genome assembly. NCBI's taxonomy places the organism in Eukaryota, Viridiplantae, Streptophyta, Magnoliopsida, Brassicales, Brassicaceae.
AUGGUACAAGCUGACUAUAUGCUGGAUAUGGAACCAGAGCGGGUGGAGUUAUCUUAUCCAUUACCAGAUGUGAUGCUCCAUCAAAUGCCCUCUGACUUUCCUCCUAUGUACAUCACCAACGAUGGGCAGGUUCAUAGCUUGAUAGAGCUAGGCAAAACGCAUGUGCUGCGCCUUUGCAUCUCUGUUGGAAACAAGGAUAAAGAUGAAGAAGUUGAGGAAGAGUAUGAUGAUGUAGGGGACGAGGACUAUGUGGAUGAAGCUUUUGCAGGAAAGAAAGCUGAAGACACGGACGCAGACUAUAGUGAGUAUGGGAAAGUUCAAGAUGAAGAUGAUUGGGAGAAAAAAUGCUUUGAAGAAAGGCUUCGCAGAGGUGAUAUGAAUGGUCAUGGGGUAGGAUUCAAUGGAAAUGGGUCAGGCGAUAUAUCAAUUGGCCAGAGCUAUGUAAGCAAGGAUGAUCUCAUAUCUGCCUUGCGAGUGAAGGCAGUGAUGUCUAGAUUCGCCUUCAAGGUUUCUAAGUCCACUACCAAGCUCUAUGUGGCAAAAUGUUUUGUAGAUGGAUGCAAAUGGAUGUGCAGAGCUGCUAUAAAGAAUGAAGCAAAGAGGUUCUUCGUCACAAAGUAUGUCAAGGUUCAUACAUGCUCUGUGGUGGACCGUGCUCGAUUCCGCAAGGGAUGUACUCCAAGGUAUCUUGGGCAGAUAUUUGUAGAGCGGUUUGGAAUCAUUGAUGGAAUUGUCCCAAGGCAUAUUGCCGCGAUAAGGGUGAUGCUUGGACUUAAGCUUAACUACACCACUUCUUACAGAGCUUUAAAAGCUGCGAACUUUUUGUUAGGGGAACACCAGAAGGCUGGAUAUGCGGCUUUGCCCUCGUACUUGCGAAGAGUGAAGCAGUCAAACCCGGGCUCCGUGACUGACCUUUACUUGAGACGUGUUAUUGUGGUAGAUGGGACUCAUCUAACUGGAAAGUAUGGAGGAGUUUUGCUGGUUGCAGCCGGUCAAGACGCUAAUUUUCAGGUUUUCCCGUUGGCUUUUGGGAUUGUAGAUGCCGAGAAUAACGAAUCAUGGGGGCUUGGUUUAUGA